AUGACGCCUGAGUUGACGGCUUCAAACAUUAAUAGGCGGGUGUGUUGUGUAUUAUCGAACUUUGGUGUGGUUUUAGCUAUCUUGACAGACGUGGCUACCGAUGUAAUUGUAUAUUUUUGUCAUUUUUUAAACGCUUGUAUCGAUUUUGUUUUAGUUCCUGGGUGCGGUUCUACACUUUAUGUACCGUCAAUGCAACAGGUGGGUGUAGCUAGCAAACUAGCAUGCUAAAGAAGUUGGGAGUUAGUUUGCAGUUGCUAAUUUUACAUGAAAUGUUUUAUGUGCCAGUAACGUUAUGUAACAAAUGCUUUUGCUAGUUUUAUUGCUGGUAUUUUCUAAAUUGUGGUGUUUGCUCAUUCAUCUGAAACGUGUUAGUUAACUCACUAGCUGAGUUAGUUAGCAAGCUAGCCAAGUUAUGCUAAGCUAACAGUCAGAUAUCAUACAACUCCCUGUCAGCUGGCAUCUUCAUGUCCAUCUUGUGCCCUUGAUGCUUUGUUUUACAUGAUCUCUGUUGUCAUGCCUUCUGGAGGGAACUGCAUUUUAACAUCACAAAAAAACAUCACUAUAACCUCAAACUUUAUCUAAUCAAAUGUUAAUCUCUCUAGAAUGAGUCUGCAUGAGAUCAAUGAAAACGUGAAACUUGCUCGAGAGUACGCCUUGCUUGGGAACUACAGUUCUGCUAUUGUUUGCUAUCGGGGAGUACUUGAACAAAUCAAGAAAUACCUUUUCACAGUACGGGACAGUAGCUUCCAACAAAGAUGGCAACAGGUAAAAUCUAUGACAUUUGUCAUUUUUAAAACCUAAGUUUGUUUGAUUGGAACCAUUGGAACAGAGUUUUGGUCAGCAAAUGUCACUUCCUAAUGUUGCUCUUGACAUCUCUUUACAGGUAUGGCAGGAGAUAAACGAAGAAAACAAUCAGGUUCAAGAAAUAAUGACAACUCUAGAAAGUUUUCAACUGGAGACCACCCCAUCCAAACCACCAAGUAAUCAAGAAGGCAUUCAUGACAUAUGGCCCGUACAAGUAGAGCGCAGGUACAGCAUGGACUACUUUCACACAAUGUUCUAUUCUAGUGUAUAUAUUUAGAGGCCCCGUCAUUAAUUUACUGGGGAAAUAUAUUCGAGUUGUUUUCAUGUCAUUGCAUUAGUAUCUGAUGGAGUGUGCACUUUGGUUAGUAAGAGGGGAGAAUAAGCCGUUUGUCUGAAGAAAAUAACUUAAUGAUGCAGUCAUAUGAGUGAGAUUAGUGCUCAGAGUGCCUGGUAGUGGCCUGCUCUUUCUUUCAGCACUCACAAAGGUAUAGACCCACUUGAGGUCCAAAUGUGAUCUUUUAAGAUCCAAAAUAGCUGAACCUAAAAGUAUUAUUUGGAGUGCUUAAGCUGAUUGAUGUACUAUUCCCUUCUUUCCUUAAAGAUCCUCUCCUCUUCCGGUUAGGAGGCCCCCGGUUCCCUACAAAGACAGUAAACCACACAACAACCGCCUGAGUGUGGCUGGUGUGCGGGCUCAGCAUCGCCAGUCACCACGUGGGGCCAAUGGGGACCGAGCCAAACCUUUGAAGGGCAAGGAAAAGAAAGAGGCCCCAGCCAAAUCAAAAGACGACAAGGUAAACGACAACGUACCAUCAUGUGCUCAAAUAUGGACUGAAAGGUUAUUUGUUACACCCUUACAUAAUACACACAUAAUCCUGCUUGCUGUAGAAGUGCUCUGUCUUUUCAUUGUAAACUCACGAAAAUAUUAAGGUUAACUUUAUAAAUUAUAUCACUGUCCCAGGAUCUGGCACAGGGGAAAAGCCUAAUGCUUUGCCUGGCAUUACCCAACCUUAACUUGAAAACUAUUUGCACUGUUGACCAAACAUUGUUCACUCUGUGUGUUUACCUCAAAUCAUCACCACCUUGUCAGUGUGGUUCCUGGCUUAGAGAGAACCUCUGCCACACAAUAUCAUUGAGCCCCCUCAGGGCUGACAAAUAAUCCUCCUGAAUGUUUGCCUUGCAGAACAAAGCUGAAGUCUCAGAGAAAGAGGUGAAGAGGUUUGACGGGCAAGGAUAUGACAAAGACCUUAUUGAGGCCCUGGAGAGAGACAUCAUAUCACAGAACCCCAAUGUCAAAUGGUGUGUUUGACUGGCUAUCAAUUAACCUCCCUAAAUGGCUAUCAUUAACCUCCUGAACAGGAUUAUCCUAAAUAUAUAACAUAUGUUUCUCGUUGUAAGGGUUGUCUAACAGGAAAUACUUCUUUUUUUCCAAUGCCUAUAGGGAUGAUAUUGCAGACUUGGAAGAAGCAAAAAAGCUUUUGAAAGAAGCUGUUGUGCUACCCAUGUGGAUGCCAGAGUUUUUCAAAGGAAUACGAAGACCAUGGAAGGUAUACAUCGAAGCCCAAGGCCCUCUUGCUUAAUAGAUUAUUUUGAUUGGAAGAGCUGAUAUACCUUGCUAACAUGGGGUGUAUCCAUGUGCAAUAUUUUCUUAGGGUGUGCUUAUGGUGGGUCCUCCAGGCACAGGAAAGACUCUUCUGGCCAAAGCCGUCGCCACAGAGUGCAGAACCACAUUCUUUAACGUCUCGUCCUCUACUCUCACUUCCAAGUACAGAGGAGAGUCUGAAAAACUGGUCCGCCUUCUAUUUGAAAUGGUAAGAUUCUCCCUCAUCAGCGCCUCUGCCCGUGCAGAAAAUUAGUCUUCCUGAAAGAAAAAACUGGCAGCAUCAUAUUACAUGAGAUGUGAAAAUUAUGAUGUUUUUGAGGUGUUGUGGCUCUAGUUGGUGUUUCUUUUCUCCUCUGGACAGGCCCGGUUCUAUGCCCCCACCACCAUAUUCAUUGAUGAGAUUGACUCCAUGUGCAGCCGCAGAGGAACGUCAGAGGAACAUGAGGCUAGCCGGCGGGUGAAGGCAGAGCUGCUGGUCCAGAUGGAUGGUACAGUAACAGCAGCCACUCUGCUUAAUUGGAAGGCCCAAUUAAUUACAUGCGCGAUUCAUAUCUCUACACCAAUGUUUCUUGCCCAGUAAAUUAUUGUUACCUAAAUACAUAGCAGUGAUAAUAUCGAUGUGAUUGUUAAUGAGAUGUUAUGCUGUUUAGGUGUGGGAGGGGCAUCAGAUAAUGAGGAUCCCUCUAAGAUGGUGAUGGUGCUGGCAGCCACUAACUUCCCCUGGGACAUCGAUGAGGCUCUGAGGCGACGUCUGGAGAAGAGAAUCUACAUCCCUCUGCCUUCAGGUCAACAAUCACUGGAACACUGUUUUCCUGAAAUAUAUACAGUUCAAAACCUAAACAUAUAUUUGUAUUCACAAUGGUGUGUGUGAUUAUGGCUUGUUUUCUCUGCAGCUAAGGGCAGAGUGGAGCUGCUGAGGAUCAACCUAAAGGAGCUGGAGCUGGCCAAUGAUGUGGACAUGGCAAAGAUAGCAGAGCAGAUGGAGGGCUACUCAGGAGCAGACAUCACCAAUGUGUGCAGGUAAGGCCUUUAUUUUUCAGGUUUAUGUUCAUUUUAUUAUAAUAAUAAUAUUUAUUUUCUAAGCUCUUUUUCUCCCCAAUUUCGUGAUUACGAUCUUGUCUCAUCACUGCAACUCCCCAACGGGCUCCCGGAGAGGCGAAGGUCAAGUCAUGCGUCCUCCGAAACAUGACCCGCCAAGCCGCACUUCUUAACACCCACUCGCUUAACACGGAAGCCAGCUGCACCAAUGUGUCGGAGGAAACACCGUUCAACUGUUGACCAAAGUCAGUCUGCAGGCGCCCGGCCCGCCACAAGGAGUCGCUAGAGUGCGAUGAGCCAAGUAAAGCCCCACCGGCCAAACCCUCCCCUAACCUGGACGACGCUGGGCCAAUUGUGCGCUGCCCUAUGGAACUCCCGGUUACGGCCAGUUAUGACACAGUCUGGGAUCGAAUCCCCAGUCUGUAGUGACGCUGUAACACUGCGAUGCAGUGCCUUAGACCGCUGGGCCACUCGGGAGGCCGCUAGUUAUUUUUAUUUUAAACAAACAAAAACCAAUCGCAAGUAAACACUGAAUAGAUUAGUCAAGUGUAUUUGUUCCAAUACAGUUAUUCAGCUGAGACUAUCACUGAUUUGAAAACGAGAUGCCACUUCAAUGAAGAAAAAAUGGUGGAAAGAACCACUUAACCUUUUGUGAUAUGAGUAAUGUUGUGUUCCACUGCUUUUAGUGAACCCUGUCUCCAUUACGUCUGUAGGGACGCCUCUCUAAUGGCCAUGCGGCGAAGGAUCGAGGGGCUGACGCCAGAGGAGAUCCGUAACAUCUCCAGAGCAGAGAUGCACAUGCCCACCACCAUGGAGGAUUUUGAGUCUUCUCUGAAGAAAGUGUCCAAGUCUGUAUCAGCUUCCGAUCUAGAGAAGUAUGAGAAGUGGAUCGAAGAGUUUGGCUCCUGC
Messenger RNA from Coregonus sp. 'balchen', 4351 nucleotides. The record is from the annotation of a GenBank genome assembly. NCBI's taxonomy places the organism in Eukaryota, Metazoa, Chordata, Actinopteri, Salmoniformes, Salmonidae.